GAUCUUUCAGAGAAAGAGAAGGUUACACCACAAAUGGUUGGCACCUGGUUUGCUAACAAAAGAAAGGACAUCAAGAAGAGAAUAGAGGGAGAGUCGCCGCACGAGUCGCCCGGACACGUGCUCAUGAACCGACGCGGACGCCCGCCGAAGCACUACUACUCGUCGCCCGCGCUGCCCCCUGCUGAGCGCAGCGGCACUCCAAGCAGCGCCACGCUCAGUGACCAAUCGCACUCCCACAACCACUCGCCAAACACGCCACUAGGCGGCGGCAAUGCGGGCGGCGGCGGCGGCGGCAACCAGGACCCGAUGUGCAUGGCGGUCGAGCUGGCGGCGGUGAAUCAUUCGAUUCUCGCGCUCGUCGGCAACAAUGACGACGAGACGAGCGACGACAACGGGGAGAUCAGCGGCCUCAACAUACCCAACAUCAAGCAGGAGUACGAGAGCCACCUCGCAAACAAGUGCCAGUUCCAGAACGGUUGAUCGCCCGGCGCGGCGACCCCCGGGGGAUGCCACGGCGACCCUGGUGGUUGCCACGGCGACCCCGGGUGAUGCCAUGGCGCGGCGACCUCGGGGGAUGCUACGGCGAACCUGGGGGUUGCCACGGCGACCCCGGGGGUUGCCACGGCGACCCCGGGGGAUGCCACGGCGACCGUUAGGGUUUACUCUCGCGCGAGCGGUUUCGCACCGGUCGACGUGUGCGUGCCGUGGAACCGCGGUAGGGGCGUGCGCACAUAGAGAACGGGGGAAUGAGGGGGUGGGACUUCGAUCGUGCAGGCCGUAAUAGCGGGGUUAUGAGUGGAGCAGCUAGCUCUUCCACCUUCUGGUUCUUACUAUGUGGCAUAUAUUCAAGAUGUGUGUGUGUGUGUGUCUUUCUAGAGGUACAGGUAGUACAAGAGGGUUCCAACGUGCAUGCAGGCGUGGUGUAAAGGCGUAUGUGCUCCUCCGCCCCUGCAGAUCUCUCUCACUCGCUCUCUCUCUCUCGCUCUCUCUCUCUCUCUCUCUCUCUCUCUCUCUCUCUC
Messenger RNA from Priapulus caudatus, 1019 nucleotides. RefSeq names its product homeobox-containing protein 1-like. Bases 34 to 480 code for a protein of 148 amino acids. The transcript is spliced from 2 exons. The record is from RefSeq and is a predicted model, not a curated record. Lineage: Eukaryota; Metazoa; Priapulida; Priapulimorpha; Priapulimorphida; Priapulidae.